Dibothriocephalus latus is the source of this 295-nucleotide messenger RNA. The record is from the annotation of a GenBank genome assembly. NCBI's taxonomy places the organism in Eukaryota, Metazoa, Platyhelminthes, Cestoda, Diphyllobothriidea, Diphyllobothriidae.
CUUCGGGUUGCUUGCCCAGCUUGCCUCAGUAUCUGUAGCGGCUUGCUUCAGCGUUUGCUGCGGCUGUUGGAGCACGCGGUGCCCAUCAUCAAGAUUGACUGGGGACCUGUCGAAUGGAAGUCGGUCAAGGCUCUGCAGGUCAGCACGUCUGAGAGCGGCGACCGGGGUAUUGGAUGACCUUGAGGCAGCUGGCCUUGAACAAGGACGCCGGACAAAGCAAUAUUGGACCUCGGAUACAGUAUCUACUACAAUAAGUCAAAAAGUUAGCCCGAUAACGGCAAGUGACACCUUGUGA